Gasterosteus aculeatus aculeatus (three-spined stickleback) is the source of this 1002-nucleotide messenger RNA. RefSeq names its product tachykinin precursor 1 (gene tac1). The record is from RefSeq and is a predicted model, not a curated record. Gene Ontology annotation, biological process: tachykinin receptor signaling pathway. NCBI's taxonomy places the organism in Eukaryota, Metazoa, Chordata, Actinopteri, Perciformes, Gasterosteidae.
GGACGAACAAGCUGCAGGGCUGAGCGCGCGCACAGAUUUGGGUCACGCGCUAUGAAGAAGCAGUGCGCGCACAGAACAGCUGCUUCCCGCGCCUCGAGCCUUCUCCGUUUAGUUGUUCCUUUUGUUUUCAAGUUGAAUAUCGUCGGUUCUUUGAACGCACUCGUGAGUCUCACAUAGAUUCCCGCAGGCUCGCCAUGAUGAAGUUUGUCAUUUUACCGCUUUUAAUGUUUUUUUGCGCCGUCGCACAAGUUUUUUGCGAGGAAAACGAGCCAAAAGAAGAGGCUGACUACUGGACCAACAGUAACGAGAUUCAGAACGGCUGGCUGGCCAACGACCCGUUCAGAGAAGUCCUCCUGAGGAUGACCAGAAAGCCGCGGCCGCACCAGUUCGUCGGCCUGAUGGGGAAACGCUCCAUGGCAAAUGCACAGAUCACCCGCAAAAGGCAUAAAGUCAACUCUUUUGUUGGACUGAUGGGGAAACGGAGCCAAGAAGAGCCAGGCUCGUACGAGUGGAGCACAUUACAGACGUACGACAAGCGCCGCUAAGCGCCCCCCCCUUCCUCCCCCAGCGGCCUGCAUCUCAUCGAGCCAUUCCUCAUCCGAGGGAGUGGAUACCCGACGCUGGUUUAUGUUUUCACUCAAACUGUGUAUAGCUGCUAGUGGAGUAAAAAUGAUUCUGUUUGCACAUUGUAGUGACGUAGCGGUGCUGUGCCUGUGCCAGUCUUCAUUUGGUGGCCUCCCCAUCAAUGUUUUCUGUGAGCGUUUUCCACAUCUGCCAUGCUACAAAAGACUUAACUGUUGUUGUGAACCAUCAAAGCAAGGCUAUGCCCUCCAAGUAUGUGUAUAGUGCCUCAUUUCUGAUUAAUUACUGCUUCUGAUUGUCCUCUAAAUACAACAUUUCGGUUUUCAAGUUCUCCAGAUUAACACAUGCUACACGACGGGAAACGUGUGUGUGUUCGUCAUGGUUCAACAAAAAUAAAAUUAUUUUCUUUACUGGUUCAAC